AUGUGCCCCCCGGUCAGCACGCGCUACGCUGGAGAAGGCCUGUCCCACCUCUACGCGUCCUGGCUGUAUCAGCUUCAGCAUGGGGACCAGCUGAGGACCUGCUUUGCCUGCUUCAAGGCUGCCUUCCUGGACCUGAAAGACGCGCUGGAGCUGGAGGACUGGGACGAGGACGCCUGGGACGCGGAGCCCAUGGACCUCACUGAGGCAGAGCCUGAGCAGGAGGGGGCGCCAGGGGCGGGGCCGAGCUGGGGGCAGGGCCAAGGGCAGCCUGGGCAGGGGAGCUCCGCGGGCUGGGUGGCCGAGGCCCUGGCAUCCGCCCCGGCAGCCUCAGAAGCGGUGAGCCUGAACCACCACUUUGUCCCCACCGAGCUGGAUCCCCAGGACGCAGUGUCCCUGUGCCUGGGUCCUGAGGACUCUGACUGGACCCAGGUCCUUCCCUGGAGGUUCGAGGACAUUCCCUCCUGCUCACACUGGCCCAGCCUCCCUCCUCCAUGGCAGGGUGUUCUCAACGUGGACUUGCCCCCAGGGGAGCCCAUGUUGUUGGAGCUGGGCACCAUCUGGCCCAUGGACUCUGCCAGGCUUGAGGCCUGGUUACUGGACCUGCAGGUCGUCUCCCUGGUGGGCCGCUAUGAUGCGGUCUAUCUCCGAAAGAUGACGGCGGGCUGGGUCCUGAGGGCCCCGGGCCUGCGCUGGAAGCUCCUGCUGGAGCCUGACGAGGUGUGGGUGGUGAGACUCCAGGAUGCCCCCGAGGAGCAGGAGCUGCACCAGUGGAAGCUGAGCAUUCUAGAAACCUCAGCAGGGAGUAAUGCCGAGCUGGUCCCUGCACACAAGGCUCUGCUGAUGAGGGGCCUCACCAUUGUCUCUUACGCUCCCUGGGCCAGAAGGGAGGCAGAGAGGCAGAACUCCCUCCCAAGUUUCGAAUUCGCCACCCCAUUUCAGGCUCCCUGUGCCAUUGGAACCUGGAGCAGCGUUCCCCGGAGUUCUGGGGAGAGUAUGCCUGACAUGGGCGCCGCAGCCCUGGGGGAGGUGCCCUGUUUCCUACCUUUCAGCCCCAAGCCCUAG
Messenger RNA from Lepus europaeus (European hare), 1062 nucleotides. RefSeq names its product testis expressed 19 (gene TEX19). The record is from RefSeq and is a predicted model, not a curated record. The transcript has a single exon. Gene Ontology annotation, cellular component: cytoplasm; nucleus. The coding region runs from base 1 to 1062 and encodes 353 amino acids. NCBI's taxonomy places the organism in Eukaryota, Metazoa, Chordata, Mammalia, Lagomorpha, Leporidae. Gene Ontology annotation, biological process: placenta development; spermatogenesis; male gonad development.